Columba livia (rock pigeon) is the source of this 991-nucleotide messenger RNA. Its product is annotated as alpha-1-acid glycoprotein 1-like. The coding region runs from base 90 to 737 and encodes 215 amino acids. NCBI's taxonomy places the organism in Eukaryota, Metazoa, Chordata, Aves, Columbiformes, Columbidae. The transcript is spliced from 6 exons. The record is from RefSeq and is a predicted model, not a curated record.
CCGUCCCCCCGCGGGGCUGCAAAAGUGAACAGCCAAGCAAACGCGUCCGUCUGUCCCGAGGUUCGCUCGCUCCUCUCGUUCAGGUGACCAUGGCCGCAGUUGUCACCAUCCUCAUCCUCACGGCCCUGCUGACUGCAGCCGCUUUCCCCCAUGGAGACCCGCACCCAAACAACACCACGGCAUCAAAGCUCCUGGGGACGUGGCUGUACGUGGCCGGGGCCGCGCAGCUCCCCCAGCACCUCCUGGAGAUGCUGCUCAUCGACCACGGCCACCUGCACGUGGAGCCCCGCGCCGGCCAGCGGGAGCUGCUCGUCACCCAGCACGUCGCUGUGGGGGACCAGUGUCUCACCAACAACUCCACCUACUUCGAAGUCACUGCUGGUGACACCACGCUGGUGAAGCACGCCAAGACCCAUCAAACCGUGGGGUCACUGAUGAACCUCAGCUCUGAAGACCUUUUACUCAUCCAGUACCAACUGCAGAUGGAAAGGACAUAUUUGGGACUGUAUCUCUACGCCCGAAACCUGACCGUGAGCGCAGAGCGCCGGGAGGAGUUCGAGCAUCAGGCCGAGCGCCUGGGGCUGAGUGGGGAGCAGAUCGUGUAUGCACCGUGGAAAACGGAGCUGUGUCAAGUGAAAGAAAUGGAACAAGGAAACAGCGCAGACACAGAGGCGGUGGCUGCGGUCACAGCAUCACCUGCCCUGGGGACGCUCCAGCCCGGGAGCACGGGCAACUGAGGCCACGUUCGGCAAUAAACGUCUUGCUCAAACUCGGUGCGUUUCGUUGCUGAGAUGCCGGAGAGCAGGGGCUCCAAAGAGACCAGAAGCAGAACCUCCAGCGCACCUGUGUGUGGUUCGGCUGGGGGCUGCGAAGUGUCAGGACGAGGUGAGACGUGAAAGGUUUCUCAGCGCCAACUCGGUCACACGGAGCUCAGGAGAGCUCCACUGAAAAAGCAAGGCUUAAAUAAAGCAGUAAUGAAGGCUAACCAGAA